UGCGCUGUUCAGCCUCCCGAGAAUCAGAAUCUAGUCUUUAUAAGGCAAGAAACUUCACGAUCUGUAAAUUCCAGUGUUUUCUUACUUUUCCAGUAUUUCCCGAUACUCACGGCUCCUCUAAUUGCAUUGAUUUCUCUGGCUUGGCUCGUUACCGACAUCUUCUACACCAACACACCGUGUGCUUUGGCGUACAACUGCAUGGAGAUGCCUUCAGCAGUUUUCUGUUCGUUGCUGGCCGGUAUCAGUGCAGUGAUUGAAAUUCACUACUCGAUUGAUUUUAACAAUCUUGAAUGGAGUCAGAAGUGGAGCUGGGCAGAUUCCGUAGCUCUGUGCUUUAUUCAUGCCGUCCUAGCCUUCGCUUUGCAAUGA
Messenger RNA from Angiostrongylus costaricensis, 369 nucleotides. The record is from the annotation of a GenBank genome assembly. NCBI's taxonomy places the organism in Eukaryota, Metazoa, Nematoda, Chromadorea, Rhabditida, Metastrongylidae.